GGGUGUUGAAAUUAUAUGCGAAUAUCGGUUUCCUGUUUGGAUUGGAUUGCUAGCCAAGAGUUAGUCGGACGAUACAUACGUCAUUGUUCGCUGUCACAGUGCGAAAAUGGCCACAGAAGAAUUUAAUCUUGAAAAACUGGAUAGAUUGUUUUCUAAGUGUAAUGAGGGAGGUGUAAUCAUGAUGGACGCUUAUGUAGAUGCGUAUGAAGAAUUAAGCAAGUUGUUUUCCAUUCUUGGAUCAGUAUUCGGUUUUGUUACGGCAGAUGUAGUGGAGAAAAUUGGCAUUCUUCGAGAGUAUCGCAGAAGUGAAAUAUCCGAGAAGUAUGUGACAAUACAAAGCAUGAUUCAGCACGAAGUAGAAACCAACACUACGAACAACAAGAAGAAGGCAUCCGGAGCAAGGACCCUGCUACGGCUUCACAGAGCUCUGGAAUUUACUGCCAGACUGAUGAAGGAUCUGAAGGUAGCCGACGAACAUGAAAAGAUGUCCCACAUUACGAAAACAGCCUAUGAUGACACGCUGGCUCAUUUUCAUCCCUGGCUUAUACGAAAAGGGGUGCAUGUAGCUGUUUAUACUCUACCUUCAAGAAAACAUUUUCUUGAAAAACUGAAAGUGGAUGACCAUGAAAAAGCUAAAGAUUUACUGGCCAAGGUGUCUGAUCUUCAGAAGGAUAUACACUGUAUCACGGAGGAGUUGUAUGCAAAGGAGAAACUACUAGAUUUACCUUAAUUAGCCGUCUUAAUAUGAAUUGAUACACUUGUCUGUGAUUCACUAUUUUUUCCUUUUACAUGUUUCUGUGACUUGUAUGUACUAGGUAAUUUUUCAGAUGUCAUUUUUGUAUGUAAUCAGAGCUGACACUUUAUUUGCAACAGUGAAGAUGAAAUUUGUUUGUGAAUAUCAUAUUACAUAUACAACAUACACUUGUGUAUAUUUAUCCAUGAUUGUGAGACAAAAGAAAGCUUGUAAACAGAAAAUUUUCUGUAUAAACUAGUAUAUUAUACAAACACCCCCCCCCCCCCCCCCAUAAUUAUCUCCCAAGGUAAAUUUCUGGUUGGUUUUGAUGAAAUUCAUUCCAACCAUUAACCUCAGUAAUGUAGGUAUUUUUUUGUUGUAAUUUUAGAAGAUACAACUUAAAUACUUUGAUUUUAGAAUAUUUCUUUACUUAACCAUUCAUGUAUGCAAUUUUCAAACAAAAAAUUAACUUUGUGAUUAAAUUAUUUUAUCCUCACAAUAGUUGGAACUUGGAAGUAAAAUUUUUGUUGUCGUAAAAGCAAGACAAUAAAUUUAAUUCACAGUAGUGACUUCCUGACAAUAUUUUGCAAAAAGUGAUGUUUUUGAAAGUUGUGACUCCCACCCUUCUUUUAUUUUUUUUUUAAAGAAAAAAAACCUACCCUCUUUAAAACAUUUUUCAAAAUCUAUACUGCAACAUGUACCCACAGAACUGACCUUUAACCUUCAAAGUGGAGCAGGUGUCUGUUGAUCACAUUAUUCAGUGCCUCUUAAUAAUUCAGUAAUAUGAUAAUGAAUUUAACUAUGAAUACCCAAUGUAUGUACUAUGCAUAUGUAAAACAUUUAUAUUUAGAUAAUGAUAUGACAGGAAGUACUUACAUGGAAUCCAGAUAUAUUGUUAGUAAAGAUAACAUAUAAUUUAAGGGGGGGGGGGGGGGGGGGGGGGUAUGCUAUCAAGAGCUGGAGACUUAUUCAAGAGUAUGAGGGGGUAUAAUAUUUCAUAAUUUUAUGCUCAUACAAUGUACUAGAGAUAACAGAUUACAAUGGUUAACUUUACCAUUGGUCGGAAAGCUGGUAAACCAGUUUCAGAAUCAAGUUUGGCCUACUUUGCUGUAUUUGAAUCAGUGUACAUCUAUCAGGGCUUGAAACAAUCUAAUUAAAAUCAGACCUUCUCUAACCGUUAUACUAACGGUUAGAGAAGGUCUGAUUUUAAUUAGAUUGGGCUUGAAACUAACUUUUCAUGUCACCAGUCCAGCCUGACUGAUAAGGUAGAUCUAUAUUUCCAACCAGUCCACAGCAAAAUUUACCAGUCCACCAGAGUUUUCCAGAAAUAAUUAACAUAUUUCGUUAAUGUCAUUAAAAUUAAAUAAUGGAAUUAAACUCAAUAUGCCUCAGACAAUAUUUUAACACUUAUGCGAGAUUUAUGUUUACUAACCGGGUUCAUGUGAUAUCUACAGAGGAAUGCUAAAUGCGUAUUUAAAAUUUGAUAUUAGUAGGUUUUUCAAAAUGACAAAUUAGAAAAUUUACUUUACCCAUAGGACUGACUAAAACAAAUGUCAAUCAGUCCGUUAACCAGUCACAAACUGACGAGCGUAUGUGAAUUUCGAGCCCUGACUAUUAAACACCCAAAAGACUUUUUUUUUUAAAUUGUACCAAUAAAUUUAUAAUUAUUUGAUUUAAUUACUAAUUAGUGACAGUCAACACAAUUUUUUAAAAAAGAAAUCCAUUAAACUGCACAAAGCUCAUUUCCCUGUGUUUUAAUAUAUUGUUAUUGCACUUUUACCAAGAGUGGUAGAUUGUUUUUGGCGAGUUUUUAAAGAAAAAGUUUUCAUUAUUUAUAAACAAUGUAGAUUUUGCAUCAAGUCAUCAUAAAAUGUCAAAUUUAAUGCAUUGAAUUGAUAUACACACCCAACAUUCCUGUUGAUGGUGGGGCCAAUAUUUGAAAUUGACAGAGUUUCUGCGACAGACAAUAUUAAGUGAUUUGAUAUUAAAAAUGAUAUAUAUGUGACAGUAUUGAUUUUAUCAUUCACUUAAAUUGCUGGUUAAUUGGAUGGAACAUUUUGGAAACUAACCGAUUACAUUUUAAUUUGAUUAUCAUCUUGAGCCGAAACUAUACCUAAUAAUUCAAAUAAAGCUUAUUUACUCAACAGUCUGAUUAAAAUGAUAUCCGCUCCAGUAAUAUGUCGUCACACACACAUUACAGGAGCGGAUCAAAAAUCUUAUUUAAUUAGAUUAAUGUACUCAAGAAAAACUAAUUCUUUAUACAAUUUGUUUGGUAUUUUAGAAAUAUUAUGUACAAUGUUACAUGUAGAGAAUUGUUAGAAAGAGAAGAAAAAAAAUUUGUGAUGGGGAAAAAAUUCAAUGAAUAAAAUGGGUAUUUUGGGGUGUUUUAUAUGAGCAAUUGGGUUCAUAUUGUGAUAGUUCCACGACAUUGCAGAGGACUCUGCAACCUGUUUGAAGUUUGCAUUUAUAAUAUACUUGUGUUUCAUUUGCAUGAUUAACUAUGUUGCUGCUCCGAUUUGUGAACUUUAUCUGCUGCUUUACCAUUCAUACACUAUUAUUUUCAGAAGUGAUUAGACACUGUCAUCAUUUUCCUGUGAUGUUGUUUGCACCAAGAUUUACAUUGAUACACUUUUACUUAUUUUUAUUGUUUAUUUUACAGUUUAUAUCACUAAUACGAACACUAAUAAAAUACUCGUGUUUGUACAAAG
Ostrea edulis (European flat oyster) is the source of this 3441-nucleotide messenger RNA. RefSeq names its product ceramide-1-phosphate transfer protein-like. Gene Ontology annotation, cellular component: cytoplasm; cytosol; membrane. Bases 107 to 730 code for a protein of 207 amino acids. The record is from RefSeq and is a predicted model, not a curated record. The transcript is spliced from 2 exons. Gene Ontology annotation, molecular function: ceramide 1-phosphate binding; ceramide 1-phosphate transfer activity. Lineage: Eukaryota; Metazoa; Mollusca; Bivalvia; Ostreida; Ostreidae. Gene Ontology annotation, biological process: ceramide transport; intermembrane lipid transfer.